This is a messenger RNA of Brassica rapa (field mustard), 3073 nucleotides long. RefSeq names its product aspartic proteinase CDR1. Lineage: Eukaryota; Viridiplantae; Streptophyta; Magnoliopsida; Brassicales; Brassicaceae. The record is from RefSeq and is a predicted model, not a curated record. Gene Ontology annotation, biological process: proteolysis. Gene Ontology annotation, molecular function: aspartic-type endopeptidase activity. Gene Ontology annotation, cellular component: extracellular region.
AUGUGCAUGAAUGAUCAAGUUGCAUUGUGUCUCAAAACCAAAAGUAUUAUUCAGUCACCAUGUCUUUUGCAACCAGAAUGAUGAGCAUGACCCUCUCUCUUCAAAUCCUUACAGCUUUUCUCUUUAUUACUGCCACAGCAUCAUCACCACCCCCCAGCGGCUUCACCAUGGACCUAAUCCAACGUCGCACUAAUUCACCUUCUUCUCAACGCUCUAAUACUGAUGAUCAACUCCGAUCAUCUCCUUACGCCGACGUCGUCUUUGAUAACUACGAGUAUCUUAUGAAACUCCAAAUCGGUACACCUCCUGUCGAGAUCGAAGCAAUCGUAGACACAGGAAGCGAUGUCAUAUGGACACAAUGCUUGCCUUGUCUUAACUGCUUCAACCAAAGCAAUCCAAUAUUCGACCCUUCGAAGUCCUCGACCUACAAAGAGAAACAAUGCAAUACCCCUAAUGACCCCUCUUGUGAUUAUGAGUUGACAUACGCAGACCAAAGCUACUCCAAAGGAAGUUUCGCAUCCGAGACUGUCACCAUCAAAUCCACUUCUGGCCAAUCCUAUGUAAUGCCUGAAACAGUUAUUGGAUGUUCACACAACAGCUCGGGGUUUCGAACAACCGGUUCUGGCAUUGUUGGUCUAAGUUGGGAUCGUUAAUCACUCAUCUCUCAGAUGGGCAAAAACAUGCACGGUGCCUUUUCUUACUGCUUAUCCCCUGGGGGAGCUAGUAAGAUCAACUUUGGAAGUAAUGCUAUUGUGUCAGGGAAUGGGACUGUAUCAACACCUAUGUUUCUGAAACCCGGUUUCGGUUUCUAUCACCUAAACCUAGACGCGGUCAGCGUUGGGGAAACUCGCGUUGAAACACUGGGGACACCGUUUCACGCAGUAGACGGUAACAUGAUCAUAGACUCUGGAUCAACUGCAUGCUCCUUGCCCACGAGUUACUGUAGCCUAGUGUGGGAGGCAGUGGAAAAGCUUGUUACAGCGGAACGAGUAACUUACGCGGACGGCUUGCUUUGCUACAAAACGAACACCAUGGAUGUCUUUCCAGUGAUCACAAUGCAUUUCUCUGGAGGUGCAGAUCUUGUUUUGGAUAAACACAAUACAUAUAUUUCUAAUGGACAUGCCAUUUGUCUGCUUAUUCUGUGUAAAGAAGAAGCUCUUUUUGGUAAUACAGCGCAGAACAACUUCUUGGUUGGUUAUGAUCAUUCUUCACGACUGAUUUCUUUUAAACCCACCGAUUGUGAAGUUGCACAAGACAUACCAAGAGACUCAAUUUCUGCAGCAUUGGUUUUACAGUUUAACAUUAAGUUUGUUUUAUUUAUAUUUGUCCUUUCAUUAAUUAGACUAUAGAGAAUGGAUUUGUUUUAUUUAUUUAUGUCCUUUCAUUAAUAAAACGAUGGACAAUGGAUUUGUUUUAAACAUCAAUAUGCGAAUGAAUUGUUGAGUCGCACUCUUAAACGAAUAAUAAUUGACUGCUUCAUCAUGACAUGUAUAUCUCCAAGAACUCCAUCACUUUUUCUCACCUUCUCCACUGAUGAUACGUAGGAAGAUACUCAGCAGUGUAAUAUUGUUUUUUUUUUUUGAGAAAUCAGUGUAAUAUUGUUUCUUGAUUAUUCUUUGGUGUCCCAUCUCCUUACGUUAUUUUCACAACUUUCGACCCUAUUUUACUCAAACUUAAAAUGAUUAUUCUCCAAGAAAAAUAUGUUCUACAAGAAUUUUGAUGAAUACCGACAUAUUACUUUGGUAGAUAUGGUAAAAUAAUAUGAAGCAAAUAAAGAUGUUAUGGAUUAGUCAAGUUUUUUUUAAUUACUUUUUAUAUAUAUUUCCCUAACCUCAAUACAGAUCAUUACGCAUGAAGAAAAACAGAGGCAGAAAAAGAUACAGUCACAGUGAGAAGGCAAGCCAUAGAUGAAACAAUAAGAUAACGAUUAGGAAAGAUGAGUAAGGUUGGAAAUAUUUGAACCAUGUGAUCAGAUGUGAUUCUGAGCUUGGAAAAUGAGCUGUCCUUUUAAAAAAUCCCCAUGUCUCUGCGAUCUCUUCCAAAAUAGUUUAGCACGUAUAACAAGUUAAAAUUUCUUUGACCAAAAUCUAUGUCGGUUUUCUCACAAAAUUAUGCAAUCUAGAGUUCCUCUCUCACAGAAUUAUGCAAUCUAGAUUUUAAAUGGAUUAUACCUAUAAAGACAUAGAAAGUACCUACUCAAACAUAAUGUAGUAAACAUAAACAAUGUGACCGUACGGAGCAUCUUAGUAUCCAAUGUAAACAUAGAAAAUGCCUGCUCCUGAGAGCAUGGCCAACAUGUAAUAUCUUGGGAAGGAGUUUCUAGUUGUUCAAUAUUAUUACAAUGUGAUAAUGAAUGCAUUUCAUGAGACUUCUUAGAUAAUUUAUUUCCAGCUCGAUUCCUUUCUCUUUCUCUGUUUGUAAAGUCUUCAUCAUGCAUUCGUGAUUUCGCCUCUCGUGGGGGCUAGCAAUGUGAUCUGCAGUGGAACAUGCACUGAGAUUAGGAUUCACCAAGAUUAUCCUCAAUUCAGAUUCGAAACAACUUGUAGGAGCAAUCAACGGCUCACUCACUUUGUCUGAUCUUCAUGGAAUUUGUUCUGAUAUCCAUCUUUUGUGGAAAAACUUUGAUCCGGUUCUGUUUAGCUUCUGCCACCGUGGUUCUCUUUCUUUUGAGGAUGGCUUGGCUACACAGUCUUUAAACUAUUUUUUAUCAGAAGCCCAUUAAGAAAUGAAGUUGUUGUUGCACAAAAAAAAACCCUAAAAGUUUUGUAUUUUUAUAAGGGUUUAUGACCAAUUACGUAAAAACAUUUCACUAUAAUAAAGUGAUAAUAUCCAUUACUGGAACGUCAAAAAAUGGAAAACCAGAAAGUCAAUGUAAGCUUUUAAGAAAAAUUGUAAUAUAUUCGGAAAUGGAAUCAAAUCAGCAAAAAUUGGAAAAGUUGUCAAGUUAGGACAGUUAACAAUUACGUAAAAUAUACAUUUAGCUAUAAUAGUGAUAAUUCCAUAAAUAGAACGUAAAAAAACUAGAAAACCAUAGUAAACUCUUAGUAACAAAAUUGUUAAAAUAUUCAAAAAU